UAAAAGCUUUAAUACCAAUUUACUCUUUAGCUUCCGCCAUUUCCUUCUCCUCCAAUGGCCGCCAUUUCCAUUUCAUUACCGUCUGCCUCUACUUCUUCCCUCUCCGCCUCCAAAUUCCCAACUUUCUCCACAACUUCCUCUCUACCAUUUUCUUUCUCUUCUGCCUAUAAUUAUGACAACAGGAAAACGGCCCUCUCUCUCAAAAGCAUCGCUGAAACCACCUCCGCUCACUCCUUUUCUACAAACAUUAAUUCUUCUACUUCCAAGAUCGUUUCCAGGGUGAGACGGCAUACAAUUUCUGUGUUUGUUGGGGAUGAAAGCGGAAUGAUUAAUCGUAUAGCUGGUGUCUUUGCUAGAAGAGGAUAUAACAUCGAAUCACUUGCUGUUGGCCUGAAUAAGGAUAAGGCUCUUUUCACCAUAGUUGUCUCGGGAACUGAAAAGGUGUUGGAACAAGUUAUUGAGCAGCUCCACAAGCUUGUGAAUGUUUUGAAGGUUGAAGAUCUGUCGAGUGAGCCACAGGUGGAACGUGAGCUGAUGCUUAUAAAAAUCAACGCAGAUCCGGCAUAUCGUGCUGAGAUUAAGAGGUUAGUGGAAAUCUUCAGAGCAAAAAUUGUAGAUAUCUCAGAUGAAUCUGUAACAAUUGAGGUGACUGGCGAUCCAGGGAAGAUGGUUGCAUUUCAAAGAAAUUUAAGCAAAUUUGGAAUUAGAGAAAUUGCUAGAACAGGAAAGAUUGCUUUGAGGAGAGAAAAGCUUGGUGCAUCUGCCCCUUUUUGGCGAUACUCAGCAGCUUCUUAUCCAGAUCUUGAAGAAAUGAUGGCCGUUAAUGCUUCCAUGGGAACUGAAAAUAAAGCAUUCAACAGUGAACUGAGUGAAUCUGGUCCAGUACAUGGAGAUGUAUAUCCCGUGGAGCAGUCAGAUGGGUUUACUAUAAAACCAGUUCUUGAUGCUCAUUGGGGAGUACUUAACGAUGAAGAUAUGGAUGGUUUUCGUUCACAUACUUUAUCUAUGCUAGUAAAUGAUGCGCCAGGGGUCCUUUAUAUUGUCACUGGACUUUUUGCAAGAAGAGGAUAUAAUAUUCAGAGUUUAGCUGUUGGUCAUGCAGAAGUUGAGGGCAUUUCACGCAUUACAACUGUUGUUCCCGGUACAGAUGAAUCAAUCUACAAGUUGUUGCAGCAGCUUUAUAGGCUGGCUGAUGUUCAUGAGGUACGGGAUAUGACCCAUGUGCCAUUUUCGGAGCGCGAGCUGAUGCUGAUUAAAAUUGCUGCAAAUUCUUCUGCUAGGCGUGAUGUGCUUGAUAUUGCCCAUAUAUUUAGGGCCAAGGCUGUUGAUGUCUCUGACCAUACCGUAACUCUUGAGCUUACAGGAGAUUUGCAUAAGAUGGUUGCACUCCAGAGAUUGUUAGAGCCUUAUGGCAUUUGUGAGGUGGCAAGGACGGGACGAGUAGCAUUGGUGCGCGAAUCUGGAGUAGACUCGAAACAUCUUCGAGGAUACUCAUUUCCUCUGUAAACUGAGGUGAGGGGCACAGAACAUUGGGGUCGUACACACCAAUUAUGGUCAAGGAUGGUAUAGAAGAUCUGCGUAUAUAAUAAUGGUACCCAAAAAAAGAGGCUGCAUACUAUUUUAUGAGGAUACUCAGAGGCUCUUUUACUAGUUAAUGACCAACGUUACUUGGAGCUGGCUUUGGGGGGCAGGGGUUUAUGUCAAUUGUAGCAAUGGCGUGAGAAAUUUUUGUUUGUUUUUUUUUUCUUAAACUAUUGAUAUUUUUGUUUUGUUUUGUUUGUUAUUGUUAUUAUUUUUUUCAUAUUUUCUUCCCUUUUUUGUUUUGUUUGUUUUUGUUUUUUAUUUUUUGAGUUCAAUAAUUGAGAGGUUGGGAUUGGCUAUCAAUUCUUGGGACGGUAAGUAGGUACUUUAUCCGCAAAUUGAUAUAUUUGAUUCGAUUUUGAAGUUAGAAGUUUCAUUUAGGUCUUUAUUUACUUUGAUGGAAUGUGAAUAAAAAUUUUCAUUUCGUUGGA
This is a messenger RNA of Momordica charantia (bitter melon), 2012 nucleotides long. RefSeq names its product acetolactate synthase small subunit 1, chloroplastic. Lineage: Eukaryota; Viridiplantae; Streptophyta; Magnoliopsida; Cucurbitales; Cucurbitaceae. The record is from RefSeq and is a predicted model, not a curated record. Gene Ontology annotation, biological process: L-valine biosynthetic process. Gene Ontology annotation, cellular component: cytosol. Gene Ontology annotation, molecular function: acetolactate synthase activity; acetolactate synthase regulator activity.